CGGCCGCCGUCGAGCUCAGUCUACCUGCAACGCGCGCCGAGACAGGCCGUACUGACUCCGCUCCCACCGGCUGUGAUAGUGAUAGUGGUUGUGAUGCUGUGAUAAGAAGUGUUUUUAUAACCAUUAACCGGACGAGUGCAUGUCGUAGUGGUGGUACGGUUGAGUGUCGGGAUCGCGUGUGUCAGAGCGGGAUAAGGUUUUAAAUUGUGACGCUGUGUAUCGGAGACUUCAACAGGCCAUGUGCAAGUGUUCCUUUGUGCGUGUGGCCUGCGUCGCCCUCGCACUCGCGGCGGCCUCUCUUGCUCAAGAGUACAGCGUAGAUGAACCAAACAACAGUGAUGUUGUCUUUAACGGAGUUCAGAGUUCUGAAUACUCGUUGAUCUUCGAUGCCUCGGAAAUCGUUGUAAAUCCAGGAGAGCGGUUAGAUUUGAACUGUGGCUUCAAAGGACAGUAUCGCCACUGCAUCUGGGAGCUUGAGGGAGCUAAGCCUAUCCAGGUACAAGAUGUUUAUGAGAAUGUCCAUCCUGGAAUGAGCAAGCCAGAGGUAUCAGAAGGAAAUGAAUGCGGAAUUGUCAUAAAUUCUGUUAGUACUGAACAACAUGGUAUGUGGACCUGCAGAGUAUUCAUCACUGGAAACUCGCUUGAAGGAUCAAAAAAUGUUAUUGUAACUGUAAAACCAACAUACCCAGUUUUAGAGGUAGAUAACAGCCAGCUUCUGGAGGUAACCAGUGAUGAAGAGACGCCAGUAAAGUGUGUGGUUGCUGCAGCCAGACCGGCUGUGGGUAUUCGCUGGUUUUUAGGAGACAAAGAUGUCACUGUCAUGGCAGAAACUGAAGAAACACCAACUGACAAUGAAGGCAUGUAUAAAAGUAUAUCAACUCUGCGACGUACCUUUGAACCAAUGGAAAAUGGAUUGACGCUGACAUGCAGUGUGUCUCACAAGACUCUGAAUGUGCCUGAGAAUGAAAGCAUUCCUUUGAAUGUUGUCUUCAAACCAGUUGAAAAGCCUGUUAGCACUUACUACCAGAUUCGUCCAGGCUCAGACUACGAAGUUAAGUUGAAUUUCUCGGCCAACCCACCUCCCAUUAGGAAGGAGUGGAGGUAUGGAGACAGCUUCCAGAACAUUGCUGUCUCUAUUGAGAUUCCUGGCGCCAAAGACCACUAUGAGACAUACAUGGAGGACUUAGGCAAUGGAAUGUACACUGCUACCUUAAGGAUUGCUGGGUUUAAAGAGGAAGAUGCAAACCAACGGUACUUGUUGGUUGUAGAGAAUGAGCUUGGAGAAACGGAAUACAAAGUGCGGCUAUCAAUGGAUGAUGCCCCCAAAGAUGGUGACUCAGAAACUCGCGACCAUGACAAAAAUCCAUCCACAGAAUAUUCAGUGUCUGAAGGUAUUGUUUUCGAUGAUGAUACGAUGUCAAACACCCUGAGUGGAGGAGCGGUCGCAGGCAUCGUGAUUGUUGUGCUGAUUAUUGUUGCCGCCAUUGGAGCUGCAGCUUACGCACGGUAUCGUCAGAUGUUCUGCUUUGCUCCCGUAGUCACCCCUGAUCCUGAGGAAGGCAAGGAAACCAAAGAAGAACACAGCGACACUGAGAGUGCAAGAGGGGCAAACACUACACGCGCAGCCAACCUCAAGAAUAGCCUUGGAAGACUGACACAGGUGUUCAAGAAGCCUAAGAAAGAACAGGAGACCAAAUUGGAAAAUAUUGGUGAUGAUGAGAAAAGGUCUCUCACCACUGAUGAUCCUAAGAAGGGAAGCCCAAUCAAGGAGCAAAAUGUUGAUGAUAAAGAGCUUACUGGAGAAACUCGCAUUCCUGAGGAAAUGCUGCCUCCUAUACAAAAUUCUGAACAAAAUAAUAGUGAAGUGAAGAGAGAGGUGGUGUAUGCAGAGCUAGACCUUGGCAAGAGUGAAUCUGAUAAAAAAACAGAAGUGAAAGCCGAAGACAAAACGGAGUACGCGCAGAUUGUUGGAACUGUGACAGACAACCGAGAAGACGAGAAAAAGGAGUAGAAUCUUCAGUUGAAGACAAUUAGACAUUUGAUAUUGCUGUAAUAAGGAAGCAAUGAUGCUCAUUUUUAGACCGAUAUAAAUGUCUCAUAGACAAACUUUGUAAAUUCUGGAUUUUUGACACCAGACUUGCUGUCCUGGAUUUCUUGAUUCUCUUUUAUAAGAGUGAUUAGAUGGAUUUUAAUUUGAAAUGUUAUUGAUUUCUUUCUACAUAAUUUCUUCUUGAACUGAUUUCUUUUCUCUCUUUUUUCAUUAUAUUAAUAUGUGUAUUGUGUAUUCCGAUUUAUUUUUAGACUAAUAAAAUGAUACUUCUUUCGGAGAAGAAUAAAUGUAAAUUACAUUAAAUGUGCUUUCAAGUAAUGUAAGUGAAAUUUUUGAUGAUACAGUGCUGAUGCUAAUUCAGUUAUAACAUUUAUUGUAAUCAAUCACAGGAAAAUAUUUGAAAUGAGUAUGCUCUUCAAAAAAAUUAUUGGAAUAAUCUAAGGCAUGCUUCCAUCUGAAUUGCAUUUAUUAGCAUUGUAUUGUUCAGUGAUCAUUGUACUCAGCAUAUCUAAAUCUAUAUGCCAUUUGUAAUUUUAUGUUUUAACAACACACUGGUUAAGAAGAAGAAGAAAAAUCCUGAACCCAGUUAUGACCCAGUUAGUAUGUUGCUAGAGCACAUUGAUUUCUCGUAGUUAUAUGUAGAAUGUAAUAUUCAAGAUCUCACAGUAGAUUUCCUUUUUGUAAGAUGAUUAAUUUUUACCAUAUUGAUUAAAUUUGAAUUUCAUUGGUUCACUGUAUCAAUUCCUUUGCAUGUCAGGAUUUUAGGCAAAAACUAAAUCUAAAUGAUGUCUAGUGUUCACAUAGCUUUUUAAGUGUUAGCUGACAGGUUGGAUUGUUCUUAAUAUUUUUGAACUUGGUGAGAAUGUUAUGUAUUGUGCGAUUGUCAGCCUAAUGCCUCUUCACUCUGGGCUUAAGGUGCGUCUGACAAAUCUUAGGUUUAUUUCUGUACCUGAUGUAGAAGCUUCAAAUGCUUAAGUACUUUUAAUGAAUACACUAUCAACUAAAAUUAGGAAGGCAUGUAAAUCAUAAACCGUAGAAAGCAAGAGAUGUUAUUUCAUAUUUCAGCAUUUUAGAGGAAAUGAAUAUUAUAGGUGUUUUACACUAUAAGUGAAUGGAAUCUGCUGUUGAACUCUCAGCUCUAUUUAUUUUUGCAACAAAAUGUAUAUUAUAGCAGCAUUAAGGAAAGGAUCUUCCAUAUGUGAGUGAAACAUUAUCCAGUUGUGUUCAGCAGUAUACAUAGUGACUUAGUGUUUCUUCAUAUUUUUGUAAGGACAAAUACUGCUUUAGUAAUAGCAGUACGUCAUUUAGAGGUAUCAUCAGUCAUUGGGUGCUGCUAGUCUCAAUAUAAAGCACUUCUCAAAAAGGACAUACCAAUGGCAAGCAUUACCCAGGAUAAUGCCAGUGUGUACUGUAGUGUAGCCAGUUCACCAGAAUUUGGUAAUCACUAUAUUUGUAAAUAUUUUACUGUGUAUAUGCUGACAAACACUCAUCUCUAGUGUAAUUUUUGUAUUAUGUUUGUCUACUCUGCAACAUGGUUCACUGUGAA
This is a messenger RNA of Penaeus monodon (black tiger shrimp), 3596 nucleotides long. RefSeq names its product nectin-3-like protein (gene Fas3). The coding region runs from base 239 to 2011 and encodes 590 amino acids. The transcript has 14 exons. The record is from RefSeq and is a predicted model, not a curated record. Lineage: Eukaryota; Metazoa; Arthropoda; Malacostraca; Decapoda; Penaeidae. Gene Ontology annotation, cellular component: adherens junction. Gene Ontology annotation, biological process: homophilic cell-cell adhesion; heterophilic cell-cell adhesion.